Molecule: messenger RNA, 3520 nt
Organism: Stomoxys calcitrans (stable fly)
Lineage: Eukaryota; Metazoa; Arthropoda; Insecta; Diptera; Muscidae
Product: reticulocalbin-2
Exons: 7
Coding region: 1852-3243 (463 amino acids)
Molecular function (GO): enzyme regulator activity; calcium ion binding
Source: RefSeq, a predicted model, not a curated record
AGCAUCAGUAUCAUUGGAACAGCGAAACUCAACACUCGUCUAGGUGUAACCUUAAUAAAAAUCUAAACGAACCGCAACGAACAACGGAAUCUCUAAAAAGAAAAGCCAAAAAGCAAAUUUUUCCUGUGUCACAAUCAUGGUCCCUUACUCUUAGCCAUUAAUCAAAAGAAUAGAAAAAAGGAAAGAAAAUCAAACAAUCAAGCCAACUUGCUAAAGUGCUACAAGGGCUAUUUUAUGAUACCAAGAGCAACAAUUUUUAGCAGUAUUUUAUGACAAGCAACAUUUGAGAGAAUAAUUGCAAGCAGCAGUCAGUGUUAAUUACGCAUAAACGGAUUAAAACCCAAAGAGCAAAAAGGAAACAAAAUUAAGAAAAUAUACCUUUGAGAAAAAAAAUUGAAAAAUUGUGAAUUUGCCUGUGAUUUUAAAGCAAAAAGUGAAUUAACUAAAAUCUAAUAAAAAACGACGUUGUGUUGUUUAAUACCCUGUAGGUGUUAAUAGCAAUAUCAAAGACAUCAACAGCACUAACAAAAACAACAUCAACUAAACAAGUAUUCACCCACAAAUCAGAGUAACAACAAAGUGUGCAAACAUUUUCUUAUGUCUAUAGAUCUACAAGUUUUAUAAGAGUGAGUCUCUCAGUGUGUGUGGUAUGUGUUGUGUUCGUUCAAGUGCAAGAAUAAAAAUGAUUUAUCUAUGAGUUAUUGUCUCAACUUGUCUACUGUGCUCAUCACCGCUCUCUUCCACACGUAACAACAAUUUGUCGUCAUUGCCGUAUAAUACUACUCUUCUCUUGCUGUUAAUUGUAUUAUUUAUACAACGUAAAGCGUCGUAAUCAACAUUUUAAUUUCCUCUUGACGCCUACAUUUUUUGUGGAGCAACAUCGACCAAGAGGCGGAAAAAUCAUACCAAACUAAUCAAUGCCCAACAAAAUAUGCAAAUUCAUUAUUGAAGCAGCCACAAGCCACAUACAUAGCAUACGGCCCAACUGAGUCAACUUUGGGUGAGAAGAGAAAAGGUAUUUUUACUGGCAUUUAUCUGGCAACGUCAUAGAAAAGCCAAUGGCCAAAGUUACUGAAAUCAUUUGGGUGGAAAAAUUCAAUUAAGUAUUUAAUACAUAGAAAAAUCUUAUGCCCGGCAUGCAUGCAUGCAGCUUGGUUUUCAUGUCCCUGAAGUUGUAACGAGCGAUGAAAUUUGCAUGACCUCUAUUACACCAGCAAAAAGGAUUGCAUAGCAAUGCAACUAUAUUCAACGAAUAGUCCAAGAAUAACAACAGCUACACCAUCAUUUGAACCUCAAAAGUCUGCAGGAAUAGCAGCGCCAGCAACGUGCUCAUCAGCCAUAGCUGGGAAUUUUAUUGGCAAUUACUAACAAUUGGCAUUGACAUCAACGCCCAGCUUCCGUCAGUUUUCCCAUUUCGCUGCCACUCACUCAUUCGCUCUUCUGCAUGCAUAGAAACACAUAAAUAUUUGAACUUCAAUUGACAUUGUCGAAACUGGUUUGCUGCAAAUAGCGCUCCAACAAAAGAGCACUUCUUUUAGGAAUCCACCAGCACCAUCAGACCUCCCAUUGUGACCACUUAAAGUGUGCAUUAUUUUGGUAUUACCCACCCAAAGGUGUCCUUGCAUACAACUGCCGCUUUUACGGAAACUCUGUACCGAAAAUCAACGUCAUUUAACGCCUGUUGCUCUUAAUUAUUGUAAUUCGAUUUAGUUGAACGACAUUGUAUUGGAAAAUUUUAUUAUCAGCCAACGAAAUCCAUUUUAUACCGCCAAGUUGGAAGGAAAACGGCUUUUUACAGCAGUUAAUAAUUUUUUCACUGGUUCAACAUUUGCCAGGGAAAUCAAACAUCUAAUGACACGUAAUACAUCGGUAAGUGUCGACGACACUUCAGAAGUAUCGACAAAUGUUGACCAACAACUGCCCACGGCUACGGGGGAUGAGCAACACUCAGCUGAUCCACAAGCUGCAGCGAAUACACACAAUGAACAAAGCACAUCGAUAGCAUCGCCACCGAGCGCAUUGGAGGCCAACACAACAAAAAUGACGACGAAACGUAGGCGUUCGCCGCGUCAGCGUAAAAAAGACUCUGAACAUGGCAGCGUCGGCAAUGUCACACAAGCAUCCGGUAAAACUGAACAACAGAAGAGUGGUAGCAGUAGUACAACUUAUCGUAGACAAAGCAGACAUCAACGAACCUCUAGGAAUGCCUCCGAUCCCGAUACAGAUUCGUCGUGUGAUUUUGCCUCCAGUGCGUCAGGGCAAAGGCAGGAGCAACAGUCAAGACGUCAUUAUAAAAGUAUACCCAAUACCACGGUUACUUCGGUGGAGGAAUACACCGAGGACAUUGUGUACGAGGACAACGAUGAGGAUGAAUUCAAUGGCAAUGGUGGUGGUGGUACUGGCCAAGAAGAGCAGGACGAGGAGGAAAGUGACUAUGAUGACGAGGAUGAAGAAUACGAUGACAGCGACUAUGGCGAGUAUGAUGACAACGAUGAGGAUGUAGAUGAUGAGGGCAAUGGAGCCGAAGACGAGGAAUACGAUGAUCGCUUUGUAGAGACUUCAACAAAAGCCAAUAAAAAACACCGCAGCAAGAAGGGCAGCAGCACAGGUAGCAAACGUAAAGCGAAAACACGUCAAUUCACAAGCCAGCGAUCUGCAUCUAAUGAAUCAUAUGAGGCCGCUAGCGGUCGUAUCAUAUCGAAAAGUCAAAUGAGAGAAUUCCGCGAAGCCUUUCGUUUAUUUGAUAAGGAUGGUGAUGGUUGCAUUACCAAAGAGGAGCUUGGUACCGUUAUGCGUUCAUUGGGUCAAUUUGCCCGAGUCGAAGAGUUGCAAGAAAUGUUGCAGGAAAUCGAUGUUGAUGGUGAUGGCAAUGUUAGUUUUGAAGAAUUUGUUGAUAUCCUAUCAAAUAUGGCAUAUGAGGAUAAAUCUGGCUUGCCAGCUGCUGACCAGGAAGAGAGGGAACUACGUGAUGCAUUUCGUGUAUUUGACAAACAUAAUCGUGGUUAUAUAACCGCUUCCGAUUUAAGAGCUGUUCUACAAUGUCUGGGCGAAGACUUGGAUGAAGAGGAGAUUGAAGAUAUGAUUAAGGAAGUCGAUGUGGACGGAGAUGGUCGCAUUGAUUUCUAUGAAUUUGUGCAUGCACUUGGCGAACCGGAAGACUCGCAGGAAAACGACGAGGAGGAGGAGAAUACAACAUCGCCAUUGCCAACACCAAAAUCGAAUGUUUCCAUAACAUAUGAGUAGAUUUUAAGACAACUCAAACACACACACACACACACACACCAUGCCAGCCUAAGAACCAAGUGAAGUCCAGAAUAUCUUCUGGUGGAAAACUCAUUUAAAUACUUUGCUGGUGUAUAAAAUAAAAACGACAAGGACAUAAAAUCCCAUUAAAAUUCUCGUAAUAAAUACAAAUACAAGCAACACCACUAAAACAAAAAACCACAACUUAAAUUGAUAGCAAAUAAAAAAAGACGCUACAGAAUGUAACGAAUAAGAAAUAUAGCAAUCAAAAUUUAAA